UGCUGCUGCUGGUGCUGGUGCUGGUGCUGGUGCUGUGAAACGCAGCCGCUCCUUCGUUCCGUUUGGAUUUGUGGCAGAGAGAUGAUUCUUCUUCUACACUUUUUUAUCCAUUACCUGACCCGCUAAAAGAGACAUGUCCGCUCAAGGACUGCUAAGCAGCGUUUUCUCGUGCUCUCUAAGCCCCAAAACUAUUUCCAAGCGGAGACUGAGGCAGACCAGGAGCUUGGACCCGGCGUUGAUGCGACAUUAUGGUACCGAAGCUGAGGAGACGUCGUAUAAGGGUGACUUCACCUGGAACAGCGUGUCAGGACGCAGCGUUGGCCUGAAGCCCGUCCCCUUGCAAAGCCUCUCAGAGCUGGAGAGGGUUCGUCUCCAGGAUGUGGCCUUCAGGCGACUGCUUCGGGAUCAUGACCUGGGCUGCCACAUCACCAUCCCUAAAUGCCACAAGCACAAGAAGUCACUUAGGAAGAAGUUGGACUCAUUAUCGAAAGAGAAGAGUAAAGAUAAAGAGACUAUGCCCCAGGCGUUUGGCAUACUGCUGUCGCAGGUCAUUUCCAACGACCGCACACACAAGCAGCGGCACGAUCCCCCGCGGGAGGAACACAGUGACCCCACUGAACUGAUGUUAUCCUUCCUUCACCUCACCUCCAGCCUCAAAAGGCCUCACAAAGAUCUCUCCAGCAGCACCUCGUCUCUCAGCUCCACGUCUGAGACCCCUAAUGAAUCGCCUCAUCCGAGCACACCGGACACAGCCCCAAGGACUCGCAGGAGGGGUGGAGUGUCUGUGGAUUGCAUCACUGACCUUGACGAUAACCAGUCUCGGCUCUUGGAGGCCCUCCAGCUGUCGUUGCCAGAAGAGGCAGCUGGCAAGAGGAAGAAGCGCCAUGACAAAAAGCUCAGCCUUAACCCUAUUUACAGACAGGUGCCCAGGGUGGUGGAUCUGUGCUGCCAGCACCUGGAAAAAUACGGCCUACAGACGGUUGGAAUUUUCCGUGUUGGGAGUUCCAAGAAGCGAGUGCGCCAGCUUCGUGAGGAGUUCGACCAGGGAUGGGAGGUACACUUGGACGAGGAGCACAGUGUCCAUGAUGUAGCUGCAUUGUUGAAAGAAUUCCUCAGAGACAUGCCUGAUCCACUGCUGACAAGAGAGCUCUACACAGCCUUCAUCAACACAAUGUUGCUGGAUCAUUCAGAGCAAGAGAGCGCCAUCCAGCUCCUGAUAUUUUUGCUUCCUCCCUGUAACAGCGACACACUGCAGCGUCUCCUCUGCUUGUUGUCCACUGUGGCUGCACACGCUGAAGACAGCCUGGAUAAUGAGGGACAGGAGAUAACAGGAAACAAGAUGACGUCACUCAAUUUAGCCACCAUCUUUGGACCCAAUCUGUUACACAAGCAAAAAAAAGACAAGGAGUUUGCAGUGCAGAGUUUUGCCCGUGCAGAGGAGAGUACAGCCAUCAUCAGCGUGGUCCAAAGGAUGAUCAAUACAUAUGAUACACAAUUCAUGGUUCCCGCUGACCUGCAGAAUGAGGUGCUAAUGAGCUUGCUGGAAACUGAUCCUGAUGUUGUGGAUUACUUACUCCGGAGGAAGGCCUCUCAGUACUCAGAUCCAGGGCUUCUUAGAGGAGAAGAGUCCUUCUCUCUGACUGAGCGAUGCUUGUCCAGUGACUCCAUCAAAGCAUCUAGUGGAGAGGUGUCUCCCUAUGAUAACAAUUCACCUGUCCUGUCAGAUGGACUGCUGUGGAAAUACCCCGAGGACACCAGUCCACUCUCAGACAGAGUCUUCAAACUUUCUGGGCAGUACAAAGACAGUGGCCAUUCAAAAGACGGAUCCGGCAGCACCUCUCCCACACUUUCUACCAGCAAAGCGGCCUCAACAAUCUGUGACAAUGACCAUUUCUGGGACACCUGGCAAGAACUGUUAAACAAAGAUUUCACCGGCCAUCACAUCACUGGUUCCCUUGGAGACAUGUCGGAAUGCGAGUCGUAUGGAUCAUCAGAGGGGCUGAGCAGUCACCAAGGUAACCACAAGUUGCCCAUCAGACCAACACGAAGCUCAUUGGGUGUGCAGGAAUGCAGGCCACACCUCCCGGUGACUCGGAGCAGCAGUAGUCCUCAAGACCAGAAAGGACAGAGACAAUCAGGAUCAUCGUUACAUCAAGGAUUGAGCAGCCAAUCAGGAGCCAUUAGCUCAGACAACUUGACAGCAAGGACAGCACAUUCUGCAUAUCCCUUAUUUAAGGUCAGGACGGAUGGUUUGUCUCCCCUUCACUACUCUGGGCCUCUGAGAGAGACCCAUAUUUCUCAGUCCACACCCUCCCUCUUCAUGUAUCAGUCUGACCCCCAAACUCCACAACAGUCCCAGCAGAGCUGUUCUCCCCAGACUGUAGAUACAGCUGACGCCUCUGGACUUGCACACGAAAAGGGCCCUGGUACACCAGACUGGCAGACAGAGAGGUGGCAUAUAUGGCAGAUAUUGUCAAAAGAAAAUGCAGACGCCCUGCCAGAAACCUUGGUGUGAUGCACCCUCUGACUCUGAUGAACUAAAGUGAAGAUUACGUUUCGAGAUAUUGGGGGGGGGGGUCCCCUGUCACAUCAUUAGAGGCUGAAACGCUCCUAUUUAUCUAUAAUUGCGGUUAAUGUUUCUCUUUCACUGACUGACUGUCAGACUUUGCACCAGCUUUGUCUUAGAUGUGUUGUUAUUUUGUUAUUUUGCAGGAGUGUCUAACUGUACAUAUUCAUUUUGUUGCAUAUGUAAACAUGAUAUAAAAUUAUUGCUUUAUGUAUUUUUGUAUGUUUUUUGUAGUUUAUUUGAAUGUGUUGUAGUCAUGAAAUACAUAGCGAUUGUUUGCAACACAACUAUCAAAAACUUGUAUUAGACUUGAAUGUCAUCAAUGCUUAAUUGGAAGCCAUGAAUGUUUUCUAAUGCUGAAUGUAAAA
This is a messenger RNA of Seriola dumerili (greater amberjack), 2934 nucleotides long. Its product is annotated as rho GTPase-activating protein 6-like. The record is from RefSeq and is a predicted model, not a curated record. Gene Ontology annotation, biological process: signal transduction. The transcript has 13 exons. NCBI's taxonomy places the organism in Eukaryota, Metazoa, Chordata, Actinopteri, Carangiformes, Carangidae. The coding region runs from base 134 to 2515 and encodes 793 amino acids.